This is a messenger RNA of Miscanthus lutarioriparius, 5064 nucleotides long. Lineage: Eukaryota; Viridiplantae; Streptophyta; Magnoliopsida; Poales; Poaceae. The record is from the annotation of a GenBank genome assembly.
AUGGGGGUGGUGGAUGCUUCCAUAGGGUGGCUGGUGCAAACCAUCCUUGGGAGCCUCUUCACUGAACAGAUCGAAGCCUGGGCUCGUGGUGUUGGGCUUGACGAAGAUGUGGAGAACCUCAAGUCUGAGAUGAGGAACGUGCAGAUGGUGCUUGCUGCAGCCGAGGGGAGGAGGAUUGACAACAAGCCACUGGCCCGGUCCCUGGGUGACCUCAAAGGGCUGCUUUAUGAUGCCGAAGAUGUGAUGGACGAGCUCGACUACUAUCGCCUCCAACAACAGAUCGAACAAGGGGAUGGUUGUACGAAUCCUGAGAAGAGGCCUGCGUCUUCUUCCACUCCAACUAUUUUUCAACGAGCAUGUAGUACUGCGAGCCGAGUUAUUAGUUCGGCCUUGCAUGGAGGAAAAAGGAAGAGAGAGGAGGAGCCAAGUCAUUGCACCAUGCUGCGUUAUGAUAUUCAACCUGACAUUUCUGAGAGGAUCAAGGGGAUAGUAAAUUGUUUACACAAGCUUGGCAAUUCUGUGCGGGAGGUUCUUCAUCUAGAGAUCUCAAACCCCAUUGCAAUGAGAAACCAGAAUCAGUAUGUGGCCAUGAACACACGUCUGACAACUUCUGUUCCAAUUGAAGACAAGGUAUACGGAAGGGAUGCGGAGAGGGACAAGAUAAUAGAGCUGUUAAUAAAUGGGAAAUCUGAAGACCUACAAGUUCUGCCUAUAGUUGGCAUCGGUGGUGUUGGGAAGACAACUCUUGCCAGAUUUGUGUACAAUGAUCAAAGAGUCGAAGACCAUUUUGAUUUGCGAAUGUGGGUUUGUGUAUCGACCAACUUCGACAAAGUGAGGCUAACACGUGAGAUCUUGGAGUAUGCAUGUACAGAUAGACAGCAGUACGAAAGAAUCACUGCUUGUACUAACUUCAGCGUGCUGCAGAAUAUCCUUCUGAAGAAUCUUGAAAACAAAAGAUUCCUGCUUGUAUUUGAUGACAUGUGGGAGGAAAAGGACAGGAGAGGAUGGUUUAGCCUUUUAGCUCCCUUAAAACACAAUCAUGUACCUGGUUGCAUGAUUUUAGCAACAACCCGAAGACCAUCAGUUGCAAAAAUGAUAGGAACGAUGGAUCCGAUAUCAGUUAAAGGUCUGAAUGAAAAAGAAUUUUGGCUUUUCUUCAAGGCAUGUGCAUUUGGUAAUGACAGCCAUGAGGGCCAUCCUAGUCUGCAGUCCAUUGGGCAGCAGAUUGUUAUAGCACUAAAGGGUUGUCCACUAGCUGCACGAAGUGUCGGUGCACUUUUGAGCAGAAAUGUUGGCUACGAGCACUGGAGGACAGUUCAAAACAAAUGGAAAUCUCUUCAAGAAGAUACUGAUGAUAUUUUACCUAUCUUGAAGCUCAGUUAUGAUUUUUUACCGGUCCACCUGCAGCAGUGUUUCUCAUACUGCUCUCUGUUUCCAGAGGGCUAUAGAUUUAAUGGGGGAAAUUUGGUCCGUAUUUGGAUAUCACAAAAUUUUGUGCAGUGUCAAGACUCUACCAAGAGAUUGGAGGAAACAGGGAUGCAAUAUUUGGAUAACUUAGUGGAUUUUGGCUUUUUCCAAAAGGUUGACUCGGAAUAUGUCUUGCAUGACCUAAUGCAUGAAUUGGCUCAGAUGGUUUCGCUAAAUGAGUGUGCCACUAUAAAUGGAUCCAACUCUACGGACUUCCAACCUAGUGUUCGCCAUUUGUCAAUCAUAACUACUGCUUAUGAGAAAGAUGGACAUUGCAGUAUCCCCUGUGAGAAGUUUCAGAACAUACUAGAGAAUGUUGGGUUUUCAGAAAAAUUGAGGACCUUGAUGGUUUUCGGCAGAAGCAGCAUACAUUUAUUAAGGUUCCUACACACUUUGUGUAUGAAGUCAAAAAGUUUACGAGUCGUGAGGAUUUAUGUGACCCAUGACGAUGUCAGCCCUACAAUUAGUUUCUUAAAUCCGUGUCAUCUUCGCUACCUUGAAUUUGUUUGGGCAAAUGUGGACCCUCAGAAAAAUAUCGUUCUUCCUCAAGUUUUGACAAAAUUUUAUCACCUUCAAUUCUUCAAUGCCGGCAUUGGAAGCAAUAUUUCUGUACCUACUAGUAUGAACAGUCUCAUUAAUUUACGGAAUAUUGUUCCCCAUGAGAAAGUGCUCUUAGAAAUCGCUGGUGUCGGCAAGUUGACCUCUCUUCAGUGGCUAAAAUUCAAGGUUCGAAUUGAUGAUGAAUUUGAUAUAAAUCAACUUCGAUCCAUGAAUAAGCUUGUAACUCUUGAAAUUUCUCAACUUGAAAAUGUGAAGACCAAAGAACAGUCCAGCGGAGCUAGGCUGAUAGACAAAGAGUAUCUGCAAAAGUUGUCCUUAUCAUGGAAUGAUAUCAGUGUGGUCCUUGAUCCUUGUGCAGCUAGGAGAACAGAAGAUGUGCUUGAGGGUCUUCAACCUCAUGAGAACCUCGAAAGACUAUGUAUAACUGGGUACAAGGGCGCUAACUCACCAACCUGGCUUGCCGGUAAUGUGUCUAUUAAGAUGCUGAAGAUACUUCGUCUAGAGAAGUGCAAGGAAUGGAGAUUUCUCCGUCUUCAAUUGCUUCCGUUCCUUAGGAAGCUAACAAUGAUCAGGAUGUUGAACUUGGUGGAAAUUUCAAUUCCUUCUUUGGAAGAGUUGGUCUUGAUUGAGAUGCCAAGAUUGGAAAAAUGUCUUGGUACUUAUGGGAAGGAAUUGACGUCUGAACUAAGGGUAAUUAUCAUCAAGGGCUGCCCUCAACUGAACGAGUUCACUCCUUUCCAGAGUUACUCUUCUUUCCAUGCCGAGCAAAAGUCAUGGUUUCCCUCGCUCUGCAAACUGGCCAUCUGCUAUUGUCCUCGUGUAAUGAACUGGGAAAUCCUUCCACUGGGAGGAAUGCCGGAACUCAAGGCGUUGAAGUUAAUGGACCUGCAUCUUGUGAGAGAAUUGUCAGUUCAUUCUUCUCUGGAGAACUUGGAGUUGAUUAAAAUGCCAAGACUAGAAAGGUGCAGCGGGCUGACGGUUCCUCCAUCUCCUCCUUCACUGGAGGAACAGAAUGUGUGUCUAUCUAGUCUCCAUACACUCAUCCUACAAGACUGCCCUAGUCUGAUGGUCUCCCGUCCGCUACCACCUUCUGCUCAUGUACGGAAAAUUUCCAUCCAAGGAAAACUACCAAUAAAGAUAAGCAGCCGCCAAAGAGGAUGGAUCAACAUAGUAUCCAGUGAGUCGAGUGUGCUGGAUGACCGGAUCUUAGCAUUCCAAAAUCUUAGGGGCAUGAGAUCGUUGAGCAUAGAGAAUUGUCCAAAAUUGAUUUCUAUUUCAAGUGCAAGUUUCAGCCAGCUCACUGGUUUAGAGUCUUUGAGGAUACACAACUGCUCUAACUUGCUGAAGCCACCCACCACAUUAGAGGCAGCACCGGAAACCUUGCCUGCCCUCCCAUUUCUCAAAGAACUCAACAUUUCUGCUUCCGGCAUAUCAGGGUUGUGUCUGACUAAAAUGCUUCCUCAUUUGCCGUCCCUUGAGCAUUUGAGCUUACAUGAUUGUCCAGAAAUAAAAUGGUUAUGGAUCAGUCAACCUACAGAAACAGAAGGAAGCUGCAGUUUGUAUUCCGCAGUGGCGUUGUCAGCAGAAGAACAAACACUAUUGAAAGUGCCAUGUAACAUCCUUUGUUCUCUGAAGAAGCUAACUCUGUCUGGAUGUGUAGAUCUGGAAUUUUAUGGUGGCAAGGGAGGAUUCGGAGGAUUUACCACUCUUGAGGAACUAGUUAUUCAUGGUUGCCGAAAGCUGGGUUCAUUGUUGGUGAGCAGGACGAAAGAUGACAUGGAUGUUGCACUACUCCCACCGUCCCUUAAGGGGCUAAGAAUUUUUGAUUGUCCCAACCUGCAGCUAUUGUUGGCGAGGGAUACGAAAGAUGAUACUAGUAAUGUGGAUGUUGGGUUACUUCCGUCGUCACUUGGAGUGCUUUCUCUUAACCAUCUCCCAGAAAACUUGCAGUCCUACUCCCCUAAAGGCUUGGUCGACCUCAGAUCCUUGAGACUCGGGGGUAGCCCAUUUUUUAAGUGUGUACAGCUCCAUUUGUGCACGGCCUUGGAGGAUCUGCAAAUUUGGGAGUGUGAACAGCUUGGUGCAUUGGAGGGCUUGCGAUUCCUCACGACUCUUCGAAGCAUGAAAAUUUCUAGGUGUAAACAGCUGGUUGCCUUGGAGGGCUUGCAAUUGCUCACCUCUCUUCGAAGCAUGAAAAUUUCGAGCUGUCAACAGCUGGGUGCGUUGGAGGGCUUGCAAUUGCUCAGCUCUCUUGGAAGCUUGGAAAUAGAGAUGACUGCUGCGUUAUCUGCUGCAUGGGAGAGGGAUCCAAAGCUACAGGAGCAAGAACAGGGUGGAAAUCAGAUUGGACUGCUUCCUCCGUCAAUUACCAGACUUGUGAUCCGGAGUCUCACAAACAAUGUCCAGUCCCGUCUGCUAUCCUGUCUCCCUGCCAUAACUGAACUAGCAGUACGGGAAAGUCCAGAAUUGACAUCUCUACAGUUGGGAUACUGCACGGCACUGACAGAGUUAAGAAUUAGAGAUUGUGAGUCGCUUGCUUCGAUCGAGGGCUUCCAGUCCCUUACAAACCUGACGUCCUUCACAGUAGCUGCCUCCUCUGGCUUACCUCCAUGGAUGGAGCUUUUGUUGCAGCAGCAAGGGGCCUGUGAGGUCUUGUCUCGACUGGAAAGACUUGUGAUACUUGGGGACACCCCUGUCCUUACAAUGUCCCUCUGCAAACAGCUCACGUCUCUACGAUACCUAGAUUUCUGCGGAAACAGGACGAGCCAGAUGGUCAACCUAACGGAAGAACAGGAGAGAGCGCUCCAGCUUCUCACCUCCCUCCAAGAGCUCCACUUUGGGUACUACCCGAACCUCCUGUUACUUCCUGCAGAUCUGCGAAGCCUGGUCUCCCUCAAGUCCCUGAGAAUCCUUUCCUGUCCAAGCAUCUCGGGGCUGCCGGAAAUGCCAGCUUCAUAUAGACUUCUUGUGCAUGAUUGCAGCGAGGAGCUAGCUCAGCGAUGCAAAGAAUGGGAGGAACGGAGAAGGGAGGAUUAA